Penicillium verhagenii is the source of this 1098-nucleotide messenger RNA. Its product is annotated as TauD/TfdA dioxygenase family protein. NCBI's taxonomy places the organism in Eukaryota, Fungi, Ascomycota, Eurotiomycetes, Eurotiales, Aspergillaceae. Gene Ontology annotation, cellular component: cytoplasm. The record is from RefSeq and is a predicted model, not a curated record. The annotation marks the transcript as partial. Gene Ontology annotation, molecular function: 2-oxoglutarate-dependent dioxygenase activity. The transcript has 3 exons.
UGCACCAUGGCUCCUCUUAUUGAUGAAUCGCUUCCGAUACACCCUGCACCCAACAAGACGCAGCAAUAUCCAGCACCUCUCAAGCCCAGUGGCGCAUUGGAUCAACAUGAAUUCGAGGAAACGACUCCGGUGAUUGGCCGUGAAUUCCCUAACGUCAACAUUGUCGAUGACAUCUUGAAUGCCCCCAAUGCAGACGAGCUUGUGCGAGACCUUGCUAUCACAAUCUCACAACGCGGUGUUGUCUUCUUCCGCGCCCAAAACAAUCUCACCGAUACCCUCCAGAAGCAAUUGGUACACAAACUAGGCCAAGCAGCCGGAAAACCUGCCGAAUCAACCCUCCAUAUUCAUCCUGUACUAAACAACACCAAUGAAUUUGGUGUUGACGAUGCUCAAGUCAGCACUAUUAGCUCUUUAUCCCGCAAGAAGAUGCAUCGCCACAACCAACAGCGCAACAGACGGCGCUACGACUCGGCACAGUGGCACUCAGACAUCCAAUUUGAGCCCGCACCAGCAGACUACACCUCUUUACGACUAACCCAGCUUCCCAAGACGGGUGGUGAUACCCUCUGGGCGUCUGGCUACGAGAUGUACGACCGAUUCUCGAAGCCAUACCAGAAGUUCUUUGAGACUCUCACCGCAACUUAUAUUGGCGACGGCUUUAUUAAAGCUGCCGAUGCCGAUCCUGAGAAUAUCCGUGUCUAUACCGAGGCUCGCGGUAACCCGCUUAAUGUCGGGAGGGAUCUAUCCACUGUUCAUCCUAUUGUGCGGACGAACCCCGUUACUGGCUGGAAGAGCAUCUAUGCCGUUGGACCUUUUCCCAAGUAUAUCAAUGAACUGAAUCCAGAAGAAUCGGAUGAGUUGCUGAAGAAGUUCUAUAACACCAUUCUUGAGAACCAUGACCUUACAGUGCGGUUUAAGUGGAGACAUGAGAACGAUAUUGCUAUCUGGGAUAACCGCUCCGCUUUCCACACUGCUACUUUUGACUACGAAGGACUUGGAGAGCGAUUUGGUCACCGUGCCGUUGGUAUUGGUGAGAAGCCUUACCUUGAUCCCAACAGCAAGUCAAGAACCGAGGCUCUGGCUACCGAGGGUGUUUAA